CACUCACCAUGUCUGGCAAGGGAAUCAACGUCGCCAUCAUCGGCGUCGGCCUCGUGGGCAGCGCCGUCAUCCAGCAGCUGAGCGCGCUGCCGGCGCUGCACAUCGUGCUGCUGCAGAACAGCCGCAAGACGCUCCUCUCGCCCGCCGCCGCCGCACUCUCGUCGGGCAGCUGGGCCGAUGCGCUUGCCUCGUCGUCGACGGCCGCGCUGCCGCUGCCCGAGCUCGUGACGAAGCUGCAGGAGCUCGCCAAGGAGACAGGCCGGCACACGGCCGUCGUGGACAACACGUCUAACGACGACGUCGCCUCCUUCUACCCCUCGCUCCUCGGCGCCGGCUUCAGCGUCGUGACGCCCAACAAGAAGGCGCUCUCCGGCUCGCUCGACCUGUACAAGCAGAUCCAGGCCGCCACCGCCGACGCCGCCAGCGGGCCGCUGCUGUACGGCGAGAGCACCGUGGGCGCCGGCCUGCCGAUCAUCGGCACGCUCAAGGACCUCAUCGCCACGGGCGACGAGGUCGAGAAGAUCGAGGGCGUGCUCAGCGGCACGCUCAGCUACAUCUUCAACGAGUUCAGCACGGCCAAGGGCAGCGACGUCAAGUUCUCGACGGUCGUCAAGGUCGCCAAGGAGAACGGCUACACGGAGCCGCACCCCGACGCGGACCUCUCCGGCUCGGAUGUCUCGCGCAAGCUGACCAUCCUCUCGCGCCUCAUCCCGUCGCUCACGUCGGCGCUGCCCAAGGGCUUCCUCUCGGUGCCCACGGCGAGCCUGACGCCCGAGCCGCUGCGCGACAUUGCCAGCGGCGAGGAGUACGUCGCGCGCCUGCCCGAGUUUGACGCGCACUUUGACGAGAUGCGCGCCGAGGCGCUCAAGGAGGGCAAGGUGCUGCGGUAUGUGGGCGUCAUCGACGUGCUCAAGGGCGAGGUGAAGGCGAGCCUCGAGCGGUACCCCGUCACGCACCCCUUCGCCACGUCGCUGACGGGCUCGGACAACAUCAUCUCGUUCACGACGAAGCGCUACGAGCGCCCCCUGCUCGUGCAGGGCGCCGGCGCCGGCGCCGCCGUCACGGCGAUGGGCGUCACGGCCGACCUCAUUCGCGUGGCCGAGCGCCGCGGGUAGGGGACCAAUGCAUGCAAAUUAAGACAGAGAGCAAUGUGGGGCAAGUCUAGGGUGCGCGAGGAGCGCUCUACUGGGCCGUGUCGAUCGGGACAUACGGCGAGCCGGCGUGGUCCGGGUAGCCGGCGUUGACGACGCCGUCCUUGGCGGCCGCGGCGCCGGCCUCCAUGAACUUGCCCGCCGUCGCCUUGAACUCGCCGACGGCCGACUCGUCGCUCUUGUCGAACGGCUGCAGGCCCUUGCCGACCUGGCGGAUCUGCGUGCCCGCGAUGAGGUUCGUCAUGCCAAAGUCGUCCUCGGGGAUGAGGCCCUGCGGCGCCGCGUCAAGCUUGCCCGUGUAGAGCUUGCGCGGGAUGUCAAAGUCCUGCGUGGCGGGGCGUGCGAGGCCGAUGCCCUGCGUCGCGCCGU
This is a messenger RNA of Tilletiopsis washingtonensis, 1520 nucleotides long. RefSeq lists its product as hypothetical. The record is from RefSeq and is a predicted model, not a curated record. Lineage: Eukaryota; Fungi; Basidiomycota; Exobasidiomycetes; Entylomatales. Gene Ontology annotation, molecular function: homoserine dehydrogenase activity; aspartate kinase activity; NADP binding. The transcript is spliced from 4 exons. The coding region runs from base 9 to 1115 and encodes 368 amino acids. Gene Ontology annotation, biological process: aspartate family amino acid biosynthetic process; L-homoserine biosynthetic process.